Molecule: messenger RNA, 288 nt
Organism: Gongylonema pulchrum
Lineage: Eukaryota; Metazoa; Nematoda; Chromadorea; Rhabditida; Gongylonematidae
Source: the annotation of a GenBank genome assembly
AUGUGGUGGAACCGGCUGUGCUUCUUCCUAGGCUCUUGGAACACGUCAUCUUCCACGUGGCUCGGCUUAUUCGUAUCUUGCUUUGCAGAUUGGGUGUAUUGGCCCGCUGCUGUACAGCAUUCUACGCAAAUGUUCCAGCUUGUCGCAGACGCUCUCGUCCACUUAUUUAAUACUUGCGCUUCUGGUAUUCUGCUCCACUUGCACUGCUCUGAUGGCGUUCUUCUGGGGACGGACUGCAUUUCUUUUCGGCCGAGAAAGGUGGUGUUGCCCAGGUUCGCGGGACGAUAG